GGCUGUGUCACAGCCUGCGUGGAAGCGCUGGGGCUGCAUAAAUAGAGCUGGGAGCUGCCGGCCCUGCAGCUACCGCGGCACUGGCAGCACAGGAGUCCCCAGCGCUCAGGAUGGCGCCCAAGGCGGCCGCCCUCGUCCUGGUUCUCCUCGCGAUCUCAGGCUCCCGGGCUGAUGUGAACCCCGACGAGGUGGCCGGCGUGAUCUGGAAGUACUUCACGGAGCUGGGCAGCAACACCAAGGACACGGUGGAGCAGCUGCAGCAGAGCGAGCUCAGCAAGCAGCUCAACACCCUGCUGAAGAGCAACCUGCAGAGCGUCAGCGCCUACGCCGAGGAGCUGCAGGAGCGCCUGGUGCCCUUCGCCGUGGACAUGCAGGCGCGGCUGGCGCAGGACUCGCAGCGCCUCAAGGAGCAGAUCCAGCGGGAGCUGCGCGAGCUGCAGGCCAAGCUGGCGCCCUACGCCGACGAGGUUCACCAGCAGAUCGGCACCAACAUCCGCCAGCUGCAGGCCAGGAUGGGCCCCUACGCCGAGGAGCUGCGCGAGCGCGUGGACCGCGGCGCCGGCGAGCUGCAGCGGGCGCUGGAGCCCUACGCCGCCGAGCUGCGCCAGCGCCUGCACGACAACGCCGGCAGCGUGCAGGCCUCGCUGAGCCCCUACGCCGACCGCCUGCAGCAGCAGAUCGACGGCGGCGUGGAGAGCGUCAAGCGGCGGCUGCAGGACAACGCCGACGAGCUGCGGGCGCAGGUGGAGCGCAGCGUGGCCGAGCUGCGCCGGGGGCUCAGCCCCUACGCGCAGGAGCUGCAGGGCGGGCUGGAGCGGCAGCUGCAGGGCCUGAGCGCGCAGAUGGAGCGGGCGGCCGAGGAGCUGCGCGCCCGCCUGGCCGCCAGCUCCGAGGAGCUGCGCGCCCAGCUGAGCCCGCUGGCGCGGGAGCUGCGCGAGGCGGCGGGCGGCGACGCCGGCGGCCUGCGGCAGCGCCUGCAGCCCCUGGCGCAGCAGCUGGAGCAGCGCGUGGGGCAGGCCCUGGAGGCCUUCCGGCAGCAGGCCGCGCCCUCCGGGGAGAGCUUCGGGCGGCAGCUGGUGCAGCGGCUGGAGGAGAUGCGCGGCAAGCUGGACUCGGGCGCGGCCGGCGUGGAGGAUCACCUGGAGCUGCUGGAGAGGGAGGUGCGGGAGAAGGUGGCCGCCUUCCUCAGCACCGCCGCGCCCCCCCAGGAUUAGAACCGGCCGGCCACGCGCCUCCGGUGGUAGAAAUAAAUCUGGUGAUGCACGUGC
Molecule: messenger RNA, 1268 nt
Organism: Passer domesticus (house sparrow)
Lineage: Eukaryota; Metazoa; Chordata; Aves; Passeriformes; Passeridae
Gene: APOA4
Product: apolipoprotein A4
Exons: 4
Coding region: 111-1214 (367 amino acids)
Biological process (GO): phospholipid efflux; reverse cholesterol transport; very-low-density lipoprotein particle remodeling
Cellular component (GO): chylomicron; high-density lipoprotein particle; extracellular region
Molecular function (GO): phosphatidylcholine binding; phosphatidylcholine-sterol O-acyltransferase activator activity
Source: RefSeq, a predicted model, not a curated record